Phaeodactylum tricornutum CCAP 1055/1 is the source of this 1221-nucleotide messenger RNA. RefSeq lists its product with no specific name. Lineage: Eukaryota; Bacillariophyta; Bacillariophyceae; Surirellales; Neidiaceae. The transcript has a single exon. The record is from RefSeq and is a predicted model, not a curated record. The coding region runs from base 1 to 1221 and encodes 406 amino acids.
AUGCGUUUUUCUAUUUUUGCGUUGCUCGGCGCCAUUUCGGCCUCGUCCCUUCUGCCUGAACUGACGGGGGCUCUUCCAAACGGCGAUACCACUUACGAACAGCAAAUCGGACGCCUGGACAAUGCGGCUCGCUCAUCCGGCCGUAUGUUGAUGAAGAACCUGAGGAUGGAUUUAAGCGACAGGCAGGUUAGUACAAAGUCGCCUGCCCCACUUGUGACUUCUCCUCCAACAGCCCAGCCGACAUCAUCUAUUAAGCAAGCUUCCUCCAAAGUCCCGUCCGACGGUUCCAGUAGCCCUAGUUCGAAAUCGUCUCCAACCUCACCGGAGACAGACAUGCCAGCAUCUAAUGCUUCCAAGAAAAGCAGCAAAUCCAGAUCUCCGACAUCGCCGAAUCCGAAGAGCGCGAAAGCUACGGUAUCUCCCGAUCAAACUCCGUCUGACUUCCCCUCCGAAGUUCCUACUGGUCCCAGUGCGAAGUCCUCUGUGGCACCGGCAGCCACCAAGAAGAGCGGCAAGGGAGGGUCCCCGACAUUGCCAAAUCCGAAGAGCGCGAAAGCUACGGUAUCUCCUGAUCAGACGCCGUCCGACUUCCCCUCCGAGGUUCCUAGUAGUCCCAGCGCAAAGUCUUCCGAUAUAUCAAAGGUGAGCGCUUCCAAGAAGAGCGGCAAAGGCGGGUCCACGACAUCGCCGAAUCCGAAGAGCGCAAAAGCUACGGUAUCUCCGGAUCAGGCUCCGUCCGAUGUCCCCUCUCCGGUUCCGAGUAGUCCGAGUGUGGAACCUUCUUCUGACGCACCGGUGGCCGAUACUUCCAUCACUUCCAAGAACGGUAGCAAGACCGGGACUCCGACCGUAUCGAAAAAUCCAAAUCAAGCUCCGACCGCAGUCCCUACGAGUCCCGCUACUAUUCCGCCGUUUACCUUCUCGUUACCACCAGUGUUGACUUUGCCGCCAGUCAGCGAAUUGCCAAAGAUCCCUACGCAGAAAGCUGAUCAAUUACCACUUCCGAAACUACCCAGAACAAAAAAGGGAACCAAGAAAAGCUUGACUAAAAGCACCGCUGAUUUGCCUCCAGUGAUGGCUCUACCGCCAGUGAUCGAUUCGCCGAACAUCCCCAGCAAGAAUAGUAACGUGAUAACCGUUCCGAAAGUACCCGAAACGAAAAAAGCCACGACCAAAGGCUUGACCAAGACCACCAACUCGUUGGAAAUUCCCGCCUUCUAA